Molecule: messenger RNA, 660 nt
Organism: Lepisosteus oculatus (spotted gar)
Lineage: Eukaryota; Metazoa; Chordata; Actinopteri; Semionotiformes; Lepisosteidae
Product: olfactory receptor 2AT4-like
Biological process (GO): G protein-coupled receptor signaling pathway
Cellular component (GO): membrane
Molecular function (GO): G protein-coupled receptor activity; olfactory receptor activity
Source: RefSeq, a predicted model, not a curated record
AUGGAAGGAACCAAUGUCACCCUGUUUUAUGAGUUCAUCAUUGUGGGAUUUCCAGGUCUGCAGGAGCACAGUUUUGCUUUCUUCAUCUUCUUCCUCAUCCUCCUCCUGGCCACAUUUUUGGCUAAUAUGGUCAUCAUGGUAUUAAUUGCCCUAGAUCACCGGCUCCACACACCCAUGUACUUACUCCUCUGGAACUUGGCUGUCUUAGAUGUACUGAUAACUGUCACUGUCAUACCCAAGUUGUUAGCAGUUCUUUUGGGUCAUGACAGGACAAUAUCCUUCUCUGGUUGUUUUACACAAAUGUAUUUUUUUAUCUCAUUUAAUAGUAUUGAAGUAUUCCUUGUUGCAGUGAUGGGUUUUGACCGUUAUGUUGCUAUUGUGAAACCUCUUCAUUACAACACCUUAAUCAGCAGUAAGGUUUGUGUUACAAUGGUAGCCUCAGUCUGGCUUCUGGGCUUCCUUGCGCCUUUAACACCUGUUGUACUGGCAAGCAUUUUGCAGUACUGUGGAUCAAAUCUUAUCCUGCACAUUGUCUGUGACUACCCCACUGUAAUGUCAUUAGCCUGUGGUGAUGUCACAGCACAAGUGAACUUUGCUUUAUCCAUUGCAAUGUUAUUUUACAUUCCUGUUCUGUUUGUUCUUUGGUCCUACUACAAAAUU